UGGUCCCGUCCCGGUGGGAGUCCGAGUGCCCCCCCAGCGGGCACCGUCACCCCCAGGAUGGGCAUCCCCCUGCCCAGGGCACACAGACCGUCACCCCCCCGCUUAACACUGGACCCCCAAAGGCACCGAGUACCUCCGAAAUCAGCGAACACCCCCCAAAACGGGGCAUCACCUCCUCCACGACGAUGAUCCCCCCCCAGAGAUGGUGCCGCACCCCAAAAGGACUCACAUCAGCACUCCCCCGGCUCAGACCCUGCUGAGCUGCUCUAGGAAUGUCCCCACGGAGCCCCUGCCCCUCCGAGUGCCCCAAAUCACCCCCCAGCCAAACCGGGGCCACCCCAGAAGCACAGCCCGGCUGCGGGGGUGCCGGGGGGCACCUCUGCCCCUGCUCUGUCUCCGCGUGUCCCUACCUGGGCCGGGGCUCCCGGUGCCGGGGUGGCUCUGGUGGCUGUCGGGCUGUGUCCCCUCCGGGCGCCCCGAGUGUCCCCUAAUCUGCCACUGGCGCGGGGGGGUAUUUUUAGCCGCUGUUAGAGCGGAGAGAAUGUCACCCACCCCCUCUCUGUGCCCCCCACCCGUUGUCGAGGGGGCGAAGGGACAGCGAAGUGACACCACCCGCCAGGGCCACCGCUGUGCCAGGCUGGGAGGGCACAAGAGCCACGUGGGACAGUGGGGACCCCCAGCCUGAGUCAUGUCCCCUGCCCCGCACUGUCCGCACACGCGGGGAGGGGGGUGGCGUCUGGUAUUUUAAUUGGACCCCCCUCAUUAGCGCCGAGUUCAUUAGAGGCUCAGAGAGGGCUUUGUGUCCGCGGGGACAGCGGGAACAGAGUGUCCCCAAGCAACGGCGCUGGCAGGGAACGUGCGCCCGGUGGGACGUGGGGACAGCGGUGCGGCGACAUGGAGCCCCCUGGGAAGUGCAGGGAUUUAGGGACCCUAGACCCAAACAUCGGGCACCUGCAGGACUUGUGCGAGUCCCAAAGCCCACCCCGGGGCGGGGGGCUCCCCCUGCGGUGCCCACCAGGCUCGCAGGAGGAAGGGAAGGCACCCACCUGUCCUCCAGGGUUUGGGGGGGCUGCUGGGCUGGGGGAUGGGCUGGGAGGGGGGUGCUGAGCCCGGGGAGAGGAGGAGGAGGAGGAGGAGGAAGGCUGAGCCACGAUCCCAUUAAAGAGCUUAGGCAGCGGGAGGGCGGUGCCCAGCGGGGCAGGAUUAGGGGGCCUCGUAACCCACCCCCGGGGGUAAUUAGCUCCCUUUUCCCUGCAGGAGGAAUCCCCCAGUGCCACCGUCCCCUGCCAUCACCCCCCUGCCACCACCCUGUCCCCCUGUCACCACCCAGGCCCCUGACACAGCUCCAGAGCACCCAGGGGAGAGGGACACACAUGGGCUGAUCCCAUCCCCAGUGGUCCCCCAAAAGUGGGAUCACAGCCCACAAACAGGAGGGAGCCCCAAAACGAUCCCCACUUCCCAAGUGACCUCAGGGGAGUGGUCCCCACGGGCAGGGGUGUCACGCUGAUGCUCCUCCUUAUGUAAAGCUCCCUGCCCACCUCCCUGAGAUGCUCCGUCUUUUUUUUUCCUCCCUGAGCCCUAAUCUUUGCCAUCUUGGGCUAAUUGGAUUUCCUGGGUCACAUGGCAAGAUAAAAAGUCCCCAAAUCCCACGGUCAAAAAAAAUCAGGUUAUCCAUGGGGAAUUAAGGGAGAGAGCGGGGGGCAGCCAGCAGCGAGGACCCACCAAAGAGGGCUGAGUGCUGCCAGCUCGGGGCACCCCAACGUUAGGGUGGGGGGUACCUGCUUCACCUUUUUUGGAAUUUCCGGCUCAUCCCUUUGUGCCCACCUCGUCACCGAGGUGUGCCUAUUAUCUCCUUGAAGAGCUGGAAAAACCUGGGGACCUAGAGGAGAUUGUGGAGUUACUGGAGGAGGAGAACGAAGCCAUGGGGAGCGGCGCCAGUGCUGAGGACAAGGAGAUGGCCAAGAGGUCCAAGGAGCUGGAGAAGAAGCUCCAGGAGGAUGCAGAUAAGGAGGCCAAGACGGUCAAGUUGCUGCUGCUUGGGGCUGGAGAGUCAGGGAAGAGCACCAUCGUGAAGCAGAUGAAGAUCAUCCACCAGGACGGUUACACAGAGGAGGAGUGCAUGGAGUUCAAGUCCAUCAUCUAUGGCAACAUCCUCCAGUCCAUCCUGGCCAUCAUCCGCGCCAUGUCUACGCUGGGCAUCGACUACGCUGAGGCCUCCUGCGCGGAUGAGGGCCGGCUGCUCUUCAACCUGGCUGACUCCAUCGAGGAGGGCACCAUGCCCCCCGAGCUGGUCACCUGCAUCAAGAAGCUGUGGAAGGAUGGGGGGGUCCAGGCGUGUUUCGACCGCGCUGCCGAGUACCAGCUCAACGACUCGGCCGCGUAUUACCUGAACCAGCUGGACAGGAUCACGGCCCCCAACUACCUCCCCAACGAGCAGGAUGUGCUGCGAUCCCGAGUGAAGACCACAGGGAUCAUCGAGACCAAGUUCUCUGUCAAAGACCUGAAUUUCAGGAUGUUUGACGUGGGAGGGCAGCGCUCAGAGAGGAAGAAGUGGAUCCACUGCUUCGAGGGCGUGACCUGCAUCAUCUUCUGCGGGGCCCUGAGCGCCUACGACAUGGUGCUGGUGGAGGACGACGAAGUGAACCGGAUGCAUGAAUCCCUGCACCUAUUCAACAGUAUAUGCAACCACAAGUUCUUUGCUGCUACCUCCAUCAUCCUCUUCCUCAACAAGAAGGACCUUUUUGAGGAAAAGAUUAAGAAAGUCCAUCUCAGCAUCUGCUUCCCAGAGUAUGAUGGUCCAAACACGUUUGAGGACGCAGGGAAUUACAUCAAGACCCAGUUCCUGGACCUCAACAUGAGGAAGGACGUGAAGGAGAUCUACAGCCACAUGACCUGUGCCACAGACACGCAGAACGUCAAGUUUGUCUUCGACGCCGUCACAGACGUGAUCAUCAAAGAGAACCUCAAGGACUGCGGCCUCUUCUGAGCACCAGAAGAAGAAACCAUUCCCGUCUCACCGUUCUGCUGAGCAGAGCCAAAGGAAGAACCAACCCCCACCACACAUCACUCGCUCCCACUUUUUCUAUGACCUGCCCAAAUCUGCCUCCUUCCAAACCCAAACUAGGAAGGGGCUGAAGCUCAACUUCCUUCUCCCUUUCAUGGCCAUUUCCUCUUUUAUUUUUUUUUUCCCAAGGAAGGACCCCUGUUCUCAGCGUUUCACAGGAGGUUUGACACCAGAGAGCAGAGCCAGGAAUAGGAAUAGUGAGGGAAUUUGGGAGGUAGGAUAGACUAGGUAGAUAGAUUGCCCCCUUGCCCUUCCCUCUGCAGCCUAUUCCAGCCCUUGGACCAAAGCUGGAUUAAUCCAGGAUGGAAGUUCUGGGGAAGGUGGAGGCUUCAUUACCUCCGAGUCACUCCUGGGAACCAACCUCAGUCUUUCCUGGGAACCAACUCAGCCCUUGGGCAGGACAAAUCAGGGGUUUGUGGGGUUGUUUUGGGCCCUAAAUGGAGGGAAUUUCUCAGGCAGGAGAGGCUGGGGAAGGGAAUCCCAACUCCAGCCCAGGAAUGGGCUGGAUAAAGAGGAAAUGGUUACUUGAAAGAUUUUCAUUCUGCUACUUAGAGCUGCAUUUGCUCUGUCUGUUUGUAAAUAAUCCAUAGAUGAGCCCUGUAUCCAUCCUCUCCCUGUCUCCUGCAGAGAUCUCCCAUGCAGCUUCAUUAACUGUAGGAAAACACAAUAAAGGAAUACGCAUGACGUGGAUGUUCUUCCUUUCUCCCACUUCCACUUUGAUCUAUUCCUGUGUCCCAGAGCCUGGAUCAAGAGAUGUUUCACCUCCUUUGCAUCCAUCCUGGGGGUGUAUGGAUC
Messenger RNA from Oenanthe melanoleuca, 3859 nucleotides. It is a transcript of the gene GNAT2, whose product is annotated as G protein subunit alpha transducin 2. The coding region runs from base 1922 to 2986 and encodes 354 amino acids. NCBI's taxonomy places the organism in Eukaryota, Metazoa, Chordata, Aves, Passeriformes, Muscicapidae. Gene Ontology annotation, biological process: detection of chemical stimulus involved in sensory perception of bitter taste; adenylate cyclase-modulating G protein-coupled receptor signaling pathway. Gene Ontology annotation, molecular function: GTPase activity; G protein-coupled receptor binding; GTP binding. Gene Ontology annotation, cellular component: heterotrimeric G-protein complex; photoreceptor inner segment; photoreceptor outer segment. The transcript is spliced from 9 exons. The record is from RefSeq and is a predicted model, not a curated record.